CUCGGUUUUUGAUCUUGCACCAGAUCAGCUUGUGGAUACAUCUGAAACUGUACCUUCCGCAAUAAACAGAGUACAGUCACCGACUUCUACGAAGGAGGGGCGCGAGAGUAAGAAAAAAGUCCACAACCUCAAAGAUGACCAAAGGCGCCAUCCACCCGAACGGGUCGAAUUUCUACCGUGGCAUACGGUACGACGUGGUGCAGCGGGUGGAGAAUUUGCUGGAGCAGCAAAGCUACCGCGAGCGGCCGGACUGGCUGCUGUACUGCCAGCGGGUGCCGCCGUUAGAGCUGACGAACCUGCAGCUGCAGGACAAGAAGAUCGCGAAUCCGUACCGGAUAUCAAAUGUAAAAAUGUCUGGGUCUGGAAGAUUGCAACUUGUCAUGCUAAAUCUGCAGCAUGCGAAAAUCUGUGUUGCGUGAUUACCAAAAGUCGUCCAGUUUUGACCAAGUCGGGAGGGAGUUUCUCAUGCAGGAUAGGCAUUAGAAAGGUCUCGCAGAAUCUGUCAUGCUAGGUCCUGCAUUCCAGACCUCAUGGGUCAUGGAAAAGCAGCAUGACAAAUCGCGCACUCUUCCAGACCCAGACAUUUUUACAUUUGAUACCGUAUCCUGGUCCGCGACUUGCUGCAGAAGUACCCGGACCUCCGGUUCGUCGACUGCUUCACCGACGGGAACGACUGGCAGCAGGGCAACGACGUGUACCGCAGUGACCACCCGGUGAUGCAAUUUGUUUCACACCAGUUGCGGCUGAUGAAUGGCGGGGCGAACAGUAGUUCAUCAUCCACGGGGCGGAGCUACAACCACGCAGGCGCAGCUUUACGCUCCACCGGUCGGAAGAUGACCAAGCAGGAGGCGUUUCGCGCCACGGAAAAGAAGUUUCGGCAGCGCCGGUUCGCGCAGGAGCGGCAGCAGAAGCUGCUGAUGUCGAUGAUGGUGGGACACGAGCGGUUGCAGCCGCUGUUCACGAAGGCGAAGGACGUUCUGCGGGAGAAAAAGUGCGAGUUCCAGGUGACGCACCUGCGGCACAUCCGGAAGGAGUUGGCAAACAUCCGGCGGAACGCCACGGGCACCGAGGAGCAGGGGGAGGAAGAGUAUGGGCGGAAAUCAGCCGCGAGAAGCAGGGCAUCCAGUAAGUCCCGGGUCGUGCGCGGCACCGAACUCGAGAAGCAGCGGCUGCAGUUGUAUCGUCGGAGAAUCGUUCUUGAGUCAAGGCGAGACUCGAUGAAAUCUUGCAGUUUCCGAGCAAAAGUGAAGAAGUGUUUCUAUCCAGUCGCCGCGGCAGUCGGAGACGGGGGUUGCACGCUUUGUAGUUCAAGAAAUCGUUAUUUCUCACGACAGAAUUUGAAUUGCUCGUUUGUCAUGCAUCAAAGUCGCAGCAGUGUGCUAUGAAAAUAAGUAAGUUUGCAAGUUUAAGUGCCUUGACUCACAGUUCCGCCACGGGAUACGUUGCUCGCGAGUACGAAGGAAGUGAAAGACGUCGAUUUACUGCUCGAUGACGAGCUGGACGGAUUGCACCCGUACCACAGCAUUGCGCGGGAGCGCCGAAAAAGGCAGCAGAAGUUGGUCAUUCAGCAGAUGAGCGACAUGAUCCUGGCAUCAAAUCGGGCAGCGGGGGAGAAAAAUGAGAGUACAGAUGAUUCGUCAAAGGACCUGAGCGGUUCUGCGUCGUCGCGAAGUAGCUCAGGGACACUCGACGACGCGGACGUGGCGCAGCGACUCUUCGGGAAUCGAUUGAAAACAAAUAAAGCGCCAUCGAAACCUGCCAUUGGGGAAGGUGUGUCUGCCAGUUCUAGCAGUGGUGCCAGUGUUGAGCGAGAAGUAGCGUCGACCUCCAGCACCGCACGAACUAUGGCGGAAAAAGGAAUGUCGUGCGAGGAAGGAACAAAUGCAUCAAAUCCUCUUGGAGAUGAGCAUGACAGUAACACUCCCGCUGCAGACGGUGCGAUAAUCAGUGCGCUCGCGGCGAACAGUUUUCGCAGUGGAGGACUUGGGACGACUGAGAGGCACGCGGACGUCGAAGAUACUUUUCGGUCCGGAGAGACGGACAAGAUGACGAAAAUCAUUGGCAGAACUGAAGAUCGUGAUAUGUGUGGAGAAGUUGUUGCAGACACACUGCACCAUUCGCAAAAAGUUGCUUCCCCCACACUGUCCGCAGCCGAAACCUUACAGGAGAAAUUGAAGCGACACCGCGAGAAACUGGAGCAGUUGCGCAAAAAGCGGCAGGAGCUGGAGAUGGACAGGGAGAAGAAUUGGAAUGCGGGUAGUGUCGACAGUUGUGAUAAUCCGCGAGGGGAUUAGUGCAAAUGUCAGCAUAAGAUUCACACUGCAACGAGAACGACCGAGUUCGCAGUCACGCAAAUUUCAUCGAUGUGAUGAGAAUGAUUGCAGUAAAUGCAGGCGCAGGCGAGCAGCGCACGUCCGAAAAUUGAG
Messenger RNA from Amoebophrya sp. A120, 2426 nucleotides. The record is from the annotation of a GenBank genome assembly. NCBI's taxonomy places the organism in Eukaryota, Dinophyceae, Syndiniales, Amoebophryaceae.